AGACUAGGUGUCUAGAAUCGGCCAGCUCUGGAACAUUGUUAUUUAUCAAGGCCCAUUUCAAUCAUGGCAAGAAUACUUUCCAGGAUGGCUUUCCAGUAACUGCUUUUACAUCUGAGACAAAUAUGCUUCUUUUCAUCUUCGUGUACUUGACAAUGGGUGUCCUGGGCAUCCCUGGCUUGGAUAUCUCCGCAGCUGGGACAGUUAAUUUAGAGGUUGAGAUCGGAACAAGGACUAGUCCACUCGACGACCACUGGCUUUCGCCAUCGCCAACUACUACCAGCCAAGCCGCCACGAGCCUACCCCACACGGGGGACCCUAGCAGUCACGCAAGCAGCCCACCACUCAUAUCAACCGAACCAUCAGUCCAAACUAUCACCAAAACCAUUUCCCAAAUCACUCUCGUCACUACUACUGCACAGCUCUGCACCCCGCUCCCUGGGACUGCCCCGCCUGUAACCUCCUCCCCCAAGACCAGCUUGCUCGGGACAACCCCGACACAUUCAACGUGGAACAAUACGGCCUCUUUUAGGUCUUUCAAGAUGGGCACGCUACCAAUUCCAUCGCCCACGACUAGUUCGGGGCGGAAUAGUACAGUCUCUCUCAGGACGGGUACACCGCUCAGCCUGUCGUUCAACACCCCAGCUAGCGCAGGGAGUACAGUGUCUUUCAAGACAGGUACAACGCCGAUCCUGUCGCCUACAGUAUCAACCGGUCCGGGGAAGAAUGCUCUAGUUCAGCAGGUCUGGUCCUUAUUUGCUGUCACGGCCGUCGCCUUUGGGUUUAUGUGUCUCUAGGCAGUGUCUUGUAUCUCU
Molecule: messenger RNA, 812 nt
Organism: Xylaria bambusicola
Lineage: Eukaryota; Fungi; Ascomycota; Sordariomycetes; Xylariales; Xylariaceae
Exons: 1
Coding region: 123-794 (223 amino acids)
Source: RefSeq, a predicted model, not a curated record